Messenger RNA from Sus scrofa (pig), 5149 nucleotides. RefSeq names its product calcium/calmodulin dependent protein kinase kinase 2 (gene CAMKK2). Gene Ontology annotation, molecular function: ATP binding; protein serine/threonine kinase activity. NCBI's taxonomy places the organism in Eukaryota, Metazoa, Chordata, Mammalia, Artiodactyla, Suidae. The record is from RefSeq and is a predicted model, not a curated record. Gene Ontology annotation, biological process: protein phosphorylation; CAMKK-AMPK signaling cascade.
GGCCUCGCGUGACUCGCAGGCUUGGGGAACUUUCCGCGGCUCAGCCACCGCCCUGCAGUCUCCGCGUUUGACUGAAAGCGAGUGCAGCCGGAGCCUCCGGCCGCCCCGAGGGUGCCGCGGCCGCCGCGGGGAGAACCCGGGCAGGUGCGCGCCGCGGGCGGGGGCAAAGUUGCAGCGCAGCCUCCCGCCCUCGCGCGCCCAGCACUCACUGCUUUCCUGGCAUUUCCCUGACGUGGGUGAUCAGCACGGAACCGCCACCUUCUGCAUCUGUGGAUGUACUCCAUGAAUUCCAGUGGUACCUGUGACAUUUGUCCAGCAGAAUUUGUCAAACACACGAAGCAAAGGUGGCGUGAGCUGCUGGAUGGGUGUACCCCCGAGAGUCUGUGUCGCAUCAAGUGGGCACAUGCACCAUGUCAUCAUGUGUCUCUAGCCAGCCCAGUAGCAACCGGGCCGCCCCCCACGAUGAGCUGGGGGGCGGAGGCGGCAGCAGCAGCGAAGGCCGGAAGCCCUGUGAGGCCCUGCGUGGCCUCUCGUCCCUGAGCAUCCGCCUGGGCAUGGAGUCCUUCAUCGUGGUCACAGAGUGUGAGCCGGCCUGUCCUGUGGAUCUCAGCCUGACCAGGGACCGGCCCCUGGAGGCAGAUGGCGGCGAGGUCCCGCUUGACGCCUCUGUGGCCCAGGCCCGGCCCCUCCUCUCCAGCCGCAAGCUCUCUCUGCAGGAGCGGACCCAGCUGGACGCAAAUGGGCGUGGUGUCUGCCCGGCUCUGCCCCACUCGCCCGUGGGCUCCCCGCAGUCCUCACCGCGGCUGCCCCGGCGGCCCACCGUGGAGUCGCACCAUGUCUCCAUCACCGGGAUGCAGGAUUGUGUGCAGCUGAAUCAGUACACACUGAAGGAUGAAAUUGGAAAGGGUUCCUAUGGCGUGGUCAAGUUGGCCUACAAUGAAAAUGACAAUACCUACUACGCAAUGAAGGUGCUGUCUAAAAAGAAACUGAUCCGACAGGCGGGCUUCCCACGUCGCCCCCCACCCCGAGGCACCCGGCCAGCCCCUGGAGGCUGCAUCCAGCCCAGGGGUCCCAUUGAGCAGGUGUACCAGGAAAUUGCCAUCCUCAAGAAGCUGGACCACCCCAAUGUGGUGAAGCUGGUGGAGGUCCUGGAUGACCCCAACGAGGACCAUCUGUACAUGGUGUUUGAACUGGUCAACCAAGGGCCUGUGAUGGAAGUGCCCACCCUCAAACCACUCUCUGAAGACCAGGCUCGAUUCUACUUCCAGGAUCUGAUUAAAGGCAUCGAGUACUUACACUACCAGAAGAUCAUCCACCGGGACAUCAAACCUUCCAACCUGCUGGUGGGAGAAGAUGGGCACAUCAAGAUUGCGGACUUUGGUGUGAGCAACGAGUUCAAGGGCAGUGAUGCCCUCCUCUCUAACACCGUGGGCACACCCGCCUUCAUGGCGCCCGAGUCACUCUCAGAGACCCGGAAGAUCUUCUCUGGGAAGGCAUUGGAUGUUUGGGCCAUGGGUGUGACACUGUACUGCUUUGUGUUUGGCCAGUGCCCAUUCAUGGAUGAGCGGAUCAUGUGUUUGCACAGUAAGAUCAAGAGUCAGGCCCUGGAAUUUCCAGAUCAGCCUGACAUAGCCGAGGACUUAAAGGACCUGAUCACCCGCAUGUUGGACAAGAACCCAGAGUCAAGGAUCGUGGUGCCAGAAAUCAAGCUGCACCCCUGGGUCACGAGGCAUGGGGCGGAGCCGUUGCCUUCGGAGGAUGAGAACUGCACGCUGGUCGAGGUGACCGAAGAGGAGGUCGAGAACUCAGUCAAACACAUUCCCAGCCUGGCUACCGUGAUCCUGGUGAAGACCAUGAUUCGGAAACGCUCCUUUGGGAACCCUUUCGAGGGCAGCCGGCGGGAGGAGCGCUCGCUGUCAGCGCCUGGAAACCUGCUCACGAAGCAAGGCAGCGAAGACAGCCCUCCGGGCCCCGAGCUGCACCUCGCGGGGGAGGAGGAAGUGCUCUUGUGAAAGGCGGCCCCUGUGAGGGGAGUUGGGGGCCCCCAGCCCCUGGCUCCCGUGCACGCUCACCUCCUUCGCGGCCGGAUGAGGCGAUGGAGUAGCUGCCGGACCGCGACCUCGCAUGUCCCGCACCUCACCUCAGCAGCUGCGCCCUGCGUUUCCAUAGCAGCAUGUCCUACGGAAACUGAGCACGUGUGUAGAGCCUUGACCGUCAUCUCUGGUUGCUGUGUUGUUUUUUCCGUUUGUUUGAUUUCUUAACCGUUUUAAAGGGGACAAAAAACACAAAACAACAAAAAAAGACUUGACUCCAUGACAUCGACCUUGGCCGCUGGCUGGCUGAAUGGGCGGGUAUGAGGAGUUGCAGACCCAAAGCCACGUGCAUUUGGGGACAAUUGCUUUUUAAAACGUUUUUAUGCCAAAAAUCCUUCCUUGUGAACUCAGAAUCAUGUCAGAUAUACCAAGUGAAUGUGUGUGUGUGUGGGGGGGGUUGAAAAUCAGCCCAAACUGACAGAAAACUGGUGGUGCGGUCUGAGACCACACCCACAUUUGAAGGGGGGGAUGUAACUUGGUGCAGAACUCAAACCCCAAACCGUGGCACCUUCUAGAACCAUGGACUCAAGGAGUCAGGACAGGGCUAGCCCUCAGUAAACUGCAGGGAGCUUUGCUGCAACUUACUCCUAAGAAGGACUUUACAAAUUUUUUAUGAGUAAAGUUGUAGUCAGGAAAGGGCUUGAUGCUUAAUAGCUUCCCGGAGGGGGAUUUUCCGACCCCAGAGGGGCAUUCGGUGGUUGUGGGGGGACAGGUCCCCUCUAAAGGUCUGAACGAGUGUUUAUGACAUCGGCUCAAAGCUGGAAUCUUUCUUAGUUGACUGAGGAGCUCUGGUAAGUCUCUUGUUAAAUGACAAAAACUUCAGGGUGAAAUCCUACACUUCCAUGUACAUUACAUGGCUUAGGAGUAAAAACAAACAAAAAAUACGUUCAGUUCUCUAACUAGUCUGAACUCUAGAGCAGUUCAGAAAUCAUUUCGAGCUUCCAGGAUAUAUCCCACGGCUUCAGGUAUGUGAGAGCCAGUGAAAGCUAUGCCUGUAUAUUUAGCAGCUCUGCUUGUUCAUAACCCAUGUAUUCUAGAGACGGCUAAGGUUUUCUUUCCUUCUUAAAUACUAGCUGAUUGCUGUUAAUGAAACACUUAUCUAGUUUCUGGAGGGCCAGAUUGGAGGUACUUUCCUUCAGCUGAGACGCAAAUGACCAUUCCUCACAGGCAAAGCUCUGUUGGGAUCUCUACGGUAACUUUAGGGCACCCUUUGAGAGAUGAUGAUUGAAACGCAGAGCACUCCUCAGGGCCCCAGGGAACCAGAGCUUGGCACGAGAAGUUCCCUUUUGUGGCCAAAAGUCUGGAAAGAAAAGGUUUACUUUUUUGACUUUCCACUGACGUUGGGAAGUUUGGUUGCAGUUCAAGUAUGAUUUCUUCCAGAGCUACAUGUGGGUGAGCGUGAAGUUCUAGGGGGAAGAAAGUUGGAAGGACUUCGAAUAGGGAAUUCCCAGUGCUUUGUGGAAUCUGGCUUGGGGGAAACAGGGUCUUUCAUGGGCUCAGAAGGAGUGCUUUUUUGUAGUUUCUAUCUACUCAGUGUUGGUAGGAGGGCUUUUUGCAGAGAGACAGAGAAGCAGACCAGGUGCCUUCCUGCCCAGCACGUUCACAGAGCCCCAGUGUUCUUGGCCUCCCUAGAUCUUCCUAAGCUCUUGACUGUGGUUUAGCCAGGCUUCUCUUGCUCUCUCAUAAGCAGUACUGAAUUAGGGAAUGCUGGUUUCCAAGAGCAAAGGUACACCCUCUGCUGCAGGGGCCUCUGGCCUGCUUUCUUUCUGUUUGUAACCUAGCACUUCCUCUUGCCUCUUGGACUUGUUUCAGUUUACAGGCUCCACCCCUACUGGGAGCAAGUGGGGUCUGGUUAGUUUGCAAUAAGCACCUUGCAGUGGUUCCUGUCAACCAGUCCCUAGUCUUAGUCCCAGCCUGUCUAUGUGGACUCUGGCCCGGCCUGUGCAGUGGCUUGCCCAGGGAGGGCGGGCAGCAUGCAAGAGCCUCUGCAGAACUGUGUUUACACAACCGCAUCGGGCAACGCCAUUUCUCCCACGAUGAAACUCUCCGGCUAAGAUUACAUGGCGUGGAAAGCCAGCGAGCAGGCAGCACCAUGAACUGUUGUGGGGGUGGGGGGGCAGGGGGCUAUGUUCAUUACUUUUUUUUUUAAAAUAAGAAACACCAAAGAAAGCUGUGGAAAGGAACUGCCCCACGGAGAAAAGUAUAAGCAGGGAGGUGUGUAACAUAAAGCAUUAGAGCUCCUUGGAGCACAGACUCCUGGGGUUCGUCUCCACUCUUAGAGCACAAACAUUGAUUUUUUUUCCCCCCAAAGUCAGCUCUGUUAGGAAAGGGCAGAAGCUGUGAUGAGCAGCUUUUCCAGGUGAGGAUACCCAUCCACCUCUUCCAUCACUGGCUCAUCAAUGGGACCAGUUUGAUGUAAGCAAGACAUGGCCUGCACCUGUGGCCUUGAAGGAAGCACACGUCCUCUACCCAUCUUCCUUCUGCCCUGUUCCACUCCCCCAUCUAGUCUGCAGCCUGGCCAGUGGCUCCCAUAAAGCCUUAUCCAGCCCCUCGUUGGCACUUGGGGCCGGAGAGGCUGUCUCCCCACUGGCCUGGGCUUUCCCGUGAGUUAGGGCUCCGUCCUCAAGUCCUUUCAAGGCAAGGAAGCGAAUAGCUGUGCAUUUAGAGACACAGGCCCGACCUGUCACUCUCACUCAUCUUCCAAAGGGGAGCUUCCCAUUGCCUGGGGGCGGGAAGAACCAAGACCUCCACUUGCUUCCAAGGUGCUAGGGAAAGUGUCAAGGUCGUCGAUUCUCAUCUUCUCUCAGCUUUACAGGCCGAGUUUCGCGGGACUGCUGACUUUUCUAUUCUGUGACUGAUUUCAUGCCCGAUGCUUCUGUUUUAUUCCUGAUCCUUUCUACUAUGCAUUUUCCUUUUAUCAGGUGUACAAAGUUAAAUACUGUGUAUUUAUCACUAAAAAGGUACAUGAACUUAAGAGAAUAUUAAGCCUUUGGUGUUUUUCCACAGAUGUUUAAGCUUCUCUGUAAACUUGAAAUAAACAGCAAAAUGGUGCAAAG